AUGGUGUUUGCAGACUUAGGUCGCAAGAUAACCUCUGCCCUUAAAUCUCUCAACAAUGCCACUAUUAUCAAUGAGGAUGUUCUCAAUGACCUCCUUAAAGAAAUCUGUGCAGCCUUGCUUGAGUCGGAUGUCAACAUUAGACUUGUGAAACAGUUACGGGAAAAUGUGCCUGGUGGAUCCGGAACAAAGCCAAAUGUGCCCGUUAAAGGACGUCACAAUGUUAUUAUGUUUGUUGGUCUGCAGACCGAGCAGUCAUCAAGCAGUCCGUCAUCCAGUUCGUCUCGGUCUGCUUCAGCCACCAGGGCCAAGACGGCUCACAGACUUCGAACUGCCGCACCUUCUAGAUUUAAGAAAAAAACACAAGCUGCAACGGAUGUGGUUCACACUGAGGAUUCCCUACAACUGGAAAGUACACAUGAAGGAAACAGUAAGGAUAACACAAAAGAGUUUCUGGAACGGCUGGAUAGCGUCCUCUCUGAUUUAGUCGAAAAUGAAAAGAAGAAAAUCAGUAAAUACGGCCACUCGAGUGUCAAAAAAGAUCAACCUGAAAGUGAAUUAGUGAAUUCACAGCCACGAAAGAAGCUCUAUAAAAAGAGAGAUGUGAGUAAAGAAAAAGUAAGAAAGACUCCGGUUGAUGAUACCACUAUGCAUCUCUGCAGCAGCUUACGAGAAGAAACGUUGAAAAACUUGUCACCGCUGGAACAGACGUUCUGGAGGAAGCCUCUGAUGACGUCUCUUUCACUCCCUCGGUGUUCAAGUAACGACGAGAGCCAAGCAGAGGACUCCAGCCACGUCUGUGUCGACGUCCACGUCCAUCAGACGCAGGCAGGACACCCGCACCCAGCAAGAGGAUGGACUGGUGAAAGUGUCCCCUCUCGGGAAAGGGAAUUCAGGGUUGUAAGUCAAGGGGCAGUGGAUGAAUGUGAAGUCAGAGGUGGAGGGAAGGAAGUAGAGAAUGAGGUGAAGAUAGAAGAUGUGAGGCAGGAGAGGUCAUCUGACCCUCCGCCCAAUCCCAACAUCAAUAACGACUACCACACACUAGGUCAUCUAGCAGCCGAUAUCAACCCAGAACGGGGGCUACCCCGCCCCCGCCCUAGUGAAUAUCCCUCUGACUUCUACUCUUCUGAUGACGAGCAGCGGGAGGUGGAACACGUGUGUCAGGGGUCACUGGAACCAGAGUCUUUGGAAGAGACGGAGCCCGAGGUACGAGAAGACAGCCAACCAAAGACUGGGGAGAACAUAGAGGAUGAGGAUACCUGUUACGGCAGCGACUAUCAGGGCUCUCAGGCACUGCAACACCCCCUUGGAUCAGCACCACACGACCUGGCUGGCCCUACAACACACCGCCUGCUGGAGGCUGCUGAUUCUGGCGACUUCAGCGUGGACAGUGCCUACACCGGGAGUCGUGGCGCUACUCCCGAGGGCAUCCUCAAUCCUGGGUUCAAACCACGCCGUCAGAGCAGCAACUUCACUUCGCCAUUAGUAACCACUAAACACCGUCAGCCGCGGUGUGUUCGACGCUUGCCACAGGUGGGGCCACUACAACAACUCAAGAGAACCAUACUGAACGAGAUCCGGGAAUCUAAAUUGUAUAGUGACGAGAGUAUCAACUCUCUACUUGAUCAGUACCGCCACAAGUGCUGCCACUUGAGUCCCUCAGACCUGGAUAUUGUAACCCGCAGUGUUCAGGACGAUCUCGGGGUGAAGCCUCGACCAGCCCAAUAUCUCUACCAGAUACUAGUUGGAGGCGAUGACGACCAGACGCAGUCAGUUGCUGCUGACAAGAGCAUAGGUGAUGCCGAGGACACGUCACUACUGACGCUGCAGUCAACGGGGAAAACUUACAUGUACGAGCGGCGGCGGCGGCGGGAGGUGGGCGUACCCUGGCGGCCUCACAGCUCAACCUCACGCUACGCCCACCACAUACAUACCAAAACCCUGACCACCCACCGCCCACGCAGGAGUCAGGAGGAGACGGAGGACGAGGCGUGGGCGCGAGAAGCGGUGGGUGUGGUGGCUCCAGGGCUAGUGAGGCAGGCCAGAGAGGAGGCGCAGCAGAGGCUGGAUGAUGACCCUGAAGCUGACUGGUCUCACUACGUCGCCCAACUUUGUCAACAAUUAGAAAUCAAAAUGUGAAUCAAAUUUCAAACUAUUAAAGUUGCCCUUAGUGGACUCUUGUUGAUAUUAUGAAGGUACGACCCCUCAACCCCGCCGCCCCUCCCUGUUAUCACCCACCAACAUACCUUAACCCCUCCCCCUUCCCUGUUAUCACCCCACCAACCUAAACCCCUCUUCCUCCUCAUCCUCCAUAAACAUUAAUUCAUGUUAUACAUUUGCUCCUUCAUCAUACUCUUUAAAGUUCUUGAAGUCUUUUCCCUGUGUUUCUUACUCAUCAUUCUUCCCUCCUUUCGUUCCUCAGCACUAGAAACUGUCAUUCAUCCCUCCCUCCCUCCCUCCCCUCAUCUCUAAUCACUGGUAAACUUUCCUUCCCCAUACCAGCUGGUACCUCCAUCUCUGUGGCCAGCUGGUGCAGGUGUUGAUUAACAUUGUUAUGUUAUAGUCGAGUUUGUUGAUGCUGUUAUUGUAACGUCAGUUGGAGAGGCGAUGCCAUACAUCAUUCCUGUUUACAAUAAAACCCCGGGAGAAGCUCCUCUAAAAACUAUAUAACACACUUGUAAUCUUAUAAAUAAAAUGUUUGUUGAAACUGUCCCACUACAUGACAGGCAUCCCCACCUGCCAGACAGACCUACUGCCAGACAGACCUACUGCCAGACAGAGUUGCCCAUUUGACCUUCCUUGUCUCCCCCCCCUCCCUCCUACACACACACACACUGUUAGUCCUCACCACUGUCAGGACAUGAUUGCCUCCCAUAGUUUAGAGUCAUAGGUCACAGUGUCUUGAGUCUAGACAGACACACUAUAACCUCUUUGCGUUUAAGGCUUCCUCUUGAAUAUGAUAAUACCAGACCUCCCCACAUCCCAAGUGAAAGAGCUACAUCUCCCCCUCCUUCCCUCACUCUGUCUGUCUGUCUGUCUCUCUCUCUCUCUCUCUCUCUCUCUCUCUCUCUCUCUCUCUCUCUCUCUCUCUCUCUCUCUCUCUCUCUCUGUUAGUGACCCUCCGCUUGUACUUGCCAGUCUUCUUGUACCUUUACGAACAUCUACAGUCAUUCCAUUCUCAGUCACUUGUCAUCCUCUCCGUUACCUCUACAUCACCUGUGUUUUUCCCUCUACUCUACCUUGCCUUCCCCUAUAGCACCUCCACCACUCGGUACUUGUUCCCUCCCGGCUACCCUGAAGACACAACAACAUACAUUAGCGGUGGUGACGGAGGCGGCAGCGUCUGUGCAAAUGUCAAAGUGGUGCCAGCCUCGCUGAUACACUCUAGUGUGCAGAGCCAGCAUGCAGCCCCCCCCCCCCCACAUUUGAUUAAGCAUGACCACAUAUCGAGAGAAAGCUUUGUAUUUUAUAAAGUCUCGGAACUAAGAAAAAUGACCUAAGAAGAGGCUAGUACUGGAACAAAGGGGGAUAAGUAAUGAAGACUAGUACUGGAACAAAGGGGGAUAAGUAAUGAAGACUAGUACUGGAACAAAGGGGGAUAAGUAAUGAAGACUAGCACUGGAACAAAGGGGGAUAACCAAUGAAAAUUAGUACUGGAACAAAGGGGGAUAACCAGUGAAGCGUCUACCCCCGAGAACUUGGGUCAAGGACCUAGGAAGAGAGGUCAGUCCUAGAACUAAGGAACAUGACCUGAGAAGAAAGAUUAAAAGAGACGAUCAAGCUAAGACACUGAAGACAGAAGAUCCAGGGGAGACAAAAUCACGACUUGUUAGAUCAUUUAGAAGACCUAAGAACAUGAACUGGGAAGAACUGGUCAGAUUAUAGGAAACACAGAGACACAGGAGCCGCAGAGGAAAGUUGCAAACGUAAUAAAUAGCUGAGGACAUGCUUUUCUCAGCCCUUUUUGUUUAUGGUCAGAAACUAUAAUGAAAAUGAAGUGACGGAGACAAUGCACAGUUUUAAGAAUAUGUAUGAUAGGGCCCACAAGGCUAGGAAUUAAUGCGACCAUGGCCACCUGAGUGGCUGGGGGGGGGGGGGAAGGCAAGUACUGAAACCCUCUAAUCAAAACCAGUUUCAUGAGUACAAUGUGAAUCUUUAAUGUAAGUAACAGUCAAAACAGCACAUGAAGUUGAGGGAUCCAUCAUAAUAAUAGUGGUUGCAGGGGUCGAGACCCAGCUCCUGGCCCCCGCGCCUCUAUAAUGAACGCUACUAGGUCCUCUCUCUCUCCCAGCUCCAUGAGCUUUAUCAUGCCUCGUGUGUGUGUGUGUGUGUGUGUGUGUGUGU
Messenger RNA from Cherax quadricarinatus, 4341 nucleotides. The record is from RefSeq and is a predicted model, not a curated record. NCBI's taxonomy places the organism in Eukaryota, Metazoa, Arthropoda, Malacostraca, Decapoda, Parastacidae.